Messenger RNA from Phalaenopsis equestris, 1266 nucleotides. RefSeq names its product rho GDP-dissociation inhibitor 1-like. Lineage: Eukaryota; Viridiplantae; Streptophyta; Magnoliopsida; Asparagales; Orchidaceae. Gene Ontology annotation, cellular component: cytoplasm; membrane; cytosol. Bases 312 to 1022 code for a protein of 236 amino acids. Gene Ontology annotation, biological process: Rho protein signal transduction. Gene Ontology annotation, molecular function: Rho GDP-dissociation inhibitor activity; protein binding. The record is from RefSeq and is a predicted model, not a curated record. The transcript has 5 exons.
AAGUCAAUCAAUCAAGCAGAAGUUCGCUUUGCUAAUCAUGAUAUCCACAUCAGCAGUAACUGUGAGAUUUCAAUUGAUGCAAACCGGGCUCACAGUUCUCAAAUUGAGGAGCUAGAAAGAGAACGAUUCCUCAAUUUUUGGUGGUCUUCCGCCAUUUUAGCAAAUCCUCUACCUGCUUCUCUCUAAAAAUAGAAGAACAGAAGCCCAGUCAUCACCUCUCUUCUUGGGAUCCUUACUUCUCCCUACCGUUUCUCUGAAACGAAAAGCAAAGGAGCUACUUUGAAAGCAAGGGAGAAGAGAGAGAGCGUGAAAUGUCGACCCCAACAUCAAAAGAGGCGAGCUUACACUUGGAGGAGGGGGAGGAGCCGAGCGAUUCGGAGAACGAGCUCAAAAGGAAAAUGAGCAGUGCUUCUGUUUUCUCCACCGAUGGUGGGGAGGACGAUGACGACGAUGGCGAGGACGACGAUGAUGAUCGGAAGGGUGCAAAUGUGGUGCUCGGCCCUCAGCUGGCUCUCAAGGAACAGCUCGAGAUGGACAAGGACGAUGAGAGCCUCAGGAAAUGGAAAGAGCAGCUACUUGCCGGCGUUGAUUUGACUGAAGUUGGAGAGAAUCCAAAUCCAGAAGUGAAGAUCCAGAGUAUCACAAUCAUCACUCCCAAUAGACCGGACUUGGUUCUAUCAAUUCCCUUCAUCCCCAACGCAAAGGGCUAUGCAUUUACUCUCAAAGACAGCAGUCGCUACCGUCUCAAGUUCUCCUUCACUGUCUCAAAUAACAUUGUAUCAGGACUCCGGUACACAAACACUGUGUGGAAGACUGGAGUGAGAGUUGAGAACACAAAGGUGAUGCUGGGAACUUUUAGCCCUCAGAAAGAGCCAUACACCUAUGAGCUUGAAGAGGAGACCACCCCUUCUGGAAUAUUUGCGAGAGGUUCCUAUUCUGCUAAAACAAAGUUUGUGGAUGAUGAUGGAAAAUGUCAUUUGGAGAUGAGCUAUUACUUCGAGAUUAAAAAAGAUUGGUCAUAGGCUUCCUGAGCAUGCCUAGAAACCAAGCUAUGUUAGAGAUUUCAUAUUUGUUUUUCAAUACUGCAAUCCAUCCAUGAAUUGCUUGUUUCAAGAUUUUAUCAUUUAUUUUAGAAUUUUGAGUUAAUUCUUCUCUGUUAUCGACGUCGUUAUGUAAAGAUUAUUUCUUUUUGUUUUAGAAAGGGAGUUUAUGUAACCCUGAAGCUCCUCAUGUUAUGAAGGGCGUUGCUAAUUAUAUUUCUUUCAA